Messenger RNA from Meleagris gallopavo (turkey), 861 nucleotides. The record is from RefSeq and is a predicted model, not a curated record. NCBI's taxonomy places the organism in Eukaryota, Metazoa, Chordata, Aves, Galliformes, Phasianidae.
AUGCGCCACCUGAUCAAAGAUAACAGUGAAACAGUAACAGCCAAACAAUUCCUUGCUAAGACAGGGAAGGAAGGUCAGCCCAGGGAAUACUACACUUUGGAUUCUAUCUUGUUCCUCCUCAAUAAUGUGCACCUUUCACAUCCUGUUUAUGUCCGUCGUGCUGCAACUGAAAACAUUCCUGUGGUAAGAAGACCUGAUAGAAAAGACUUGCUUGCAUACCUAAAUGGGGAAACAUCAACGUCAUCAAGCAUAGACAGAAGUGCUCCACUUGAAAUUGGCCUUCAACGUUCCACUCAAGUUAAAAGAGCAGCAGAUGAAAUAUUAGCGGAAGCAAAGAAGCCAAGAAUAGAGGAUGAAGAGUGUGUGCGCCUUGACAAAGAGCGGCUGGCAGCUCGAUUGGAAGGACAUAAAGAAGGCAUCGUGCAGACAGAGCAGAUCAGGUCCUUGUCAGAAGCCAUGUCAGUGGAAAAAAUUGCUGCUAUCAAAGCAAAAAUCAUGGCAAAGAAAAGAUCCACUAUCAAAACAGAUCUGGAUGAUGACAUAACUGCUCUUAAACAGAGAAGUUUUGUUGAUGCUGAAGUGGAUGUAACCAGAGAUAUUGUCAGCAGGGAGAGAGUAUGGAGGACAAGAACUACAAUCUUACAAAGCACAGGCAAGGUAACGAUGUAGAUAUCAAACUAUUAUUAUGAUCCAAAUGACAAAUUGCAUUUUCUCUUCUCUUUAUCUCUAGUCUGUUAACUAUAGAUGACUGGGACGAUUAUGCUGAGUGUUCUAGGUAAAGGCAGGCAAGAGGGCUUUUGGCACAGUUACAAAAAGACUUCAUUCUUUCCUCGUUACAGUAAGCCUAAAAGAUAAAAAAAA